AAGCCGCAUACCGACACCGAACGCCGCGCGUCCUGUAGGUCAUGUUUGGGCAUUGAAGGGCACGACAGCAGCGCCAAUAAGAACCCGAAUGACUCUUUAAAGCCUUCCGUCGAAGCGCCUAUCUAUCUAUCAGCCUGAACACCGCGCCCCUCGACCGGGACGACGAACCGUUGCGUCACCCAAAGGCCUAACUUGAUGGCUAGCGACCAGCGCUUCCUACUAUUUCCGCGACUACCUACAGAGAUCAGACGUCUGAUUUGGAUCCACGCUCUGCCCAAGGGUCGUAUCCAGCUCUUCGCGCAGAACGUCCCGUGGGAGAAUUGGCGUCUGCUUCCCCCGGUACUCGCCCAUGUGUCUCGAGAAUCUCGAGAGGUUGUGUUGAGUCACUCAAUCGUGCGUGGAUUUCAAACCACUGACGAUAUUCACACCACGACUUGGUUCAUUGGCUCUCGGGAUAUCCUGGAGCUCCACAGCGGCUACCCGUACCCUUUGUCAAAUCCAGACCCCUUUUUUUCGGCCGCCGAAAGAGUUGCAAUCAAUGUGGGAGACUUGGAGGGCGAAAUUCGGGUCUUCAUCAGAGACCUCGUCGAGAGACAACGUUUUGUUCGCGUGAAGAUGGUCUAUCUUCUGAUCGCCCAAAUCGAGACAGCGUACUGGCCUAAGUUUAGACCUGGCUUGACCGAACAGGACAAAGGCAAAGGGACCAUCCUCGAUCUAUACAGCGACGAAGACCAGAAGAAGAUCGAAGAUUACAAGACCUGGGCUCGCUCUCAGGAGAUGUCACCUGUUUUCCCCUGGAGUGAAGACGUACAAUUGAUUCUCACAUCGGGCUUGGACAGCGUCAUACUGAAGGAGAUAUACGAUUACUACCAAAGGCAACCAGAAACCAGGCGCAGCGAAGAAGACGACGCGCUUCCAUUCCACACCGCUAACACCCCUCUUGGGCCUGACCAUCCAUGGGUUAUCCAGCAACGGAACCUACUGCCAGAAUUCCACCCGGCAAUACUGAUCCUUGGGUGGCGAUGAAGGAGGAAUUAUACAUGAGGUUAGCCAGUAAAGAAAGACCACGAUGUCCGUAGGUGGCCGGUAAGAGAAGGUGGCUUUUAUUAUCCGGUACUUUUGGCUGGUCAUCACAGACGCACUCCGAAGAUAACUACUGCCCCCCAGUCUCCCCGCAUAUGCUCCCGACCGACCACGGCCUAUAGAAAAUGAAUAGGUGAU
Durotheca rogersii is the source of this 1221-nucleotide messenger RNA. RefSeq lists its product as uncharacterized. Bases 196 to 1026 code for a protein of 276 amino acids. The transcript has a single exon. The record is from RefSeq and is a predicted model, not a curated record. NCBI's taxonomy places the organism in Eukaryota, Fungi, Ascomycota, Sordariomycetes, Xylariales, Xylariaceae.